AUGGAGCCAACAACAAUCAGGGGGCUCUGCCUCUCAGGCAUAACAUUGAUGCCAUUCAUUUUGUGCAAGAUCAAGAUGAACCUUUCAGGAUAUGCAAUGGGCAAUGAGCUCCUGGAAGUGAAUUUUGUUGAUCAGCAUUGGGAAUAUGCUGUCCCUGUGCUUCUUCUGGAGAGUUUCAUAAAUGGGAAGUCGAAAACAUUUUCGUGGAGACAUCUUGAAAAAACUUGGUUCAGUUCUCCAGUUUCAGAUUGCCA
Molecule: messenger RNA, 254 nt
Organism: Ilex paraguariensis (yerba mate)
Lineage: Eukaryota; Viridiplantae; Streptophyta; Magnoliopsida; Aquifoliales; Aquifoliaceae
Source: the annotation of a GenBank genome assembly